Molecule: messenger RNA, 3997 nt
Organism: Folsomia candida
Lineage: Eukaryota; Metazoa; Arthropoda; Collembola; Entomobryomorpha; Isotomidae
Product: PR domain zinc finger protein 1
Exons: 2
Coding region: 872-3088 (738 amino acids)
Cellular component (GO): nucleus
Source: RefSeq, a predicted model, not a curated record
ACAUGGCUGGCUGGGUAUUAUUAUGCAUAACAGCUUAGCUUCGUCUUGUCGUGGGUGCUCCUGCUCGCUCCUGCCGCAACAAUUAGGAGAAGAAGAAGAGAUCAAGUGAGUGAGUGAGUUAUUAGUCAGCAUGUGAAAUCAGUAAGUACAAGGAGUGAUCCGAAAGACGUUAUCCACGGCUUAGUUGACACUUGGACGUGGAUUGGAUAAGUCGCCAACGGGAGUCAAUCUCAAUAAAGCCAUUUAAACACACACAAACCCACUCCACAUGCACACACACAUGCACAUUCGUCAUCAUUACCAAAUCGACGACGACGACAAAGGAGAAGCCUUUCAUUUCUUGAUCAGUGUUGAGAUUGAGGUGGAAGUGGAAGCAGGGAAUAAGUAAAUCUGAGACUUGACUUUCCUUCGUGUGAGACAUUUCAGUCCGGCAGACACGAUUCAUCCAAUUUGCUUUUUUUCUUCUGGAGAAAGUUUGUCUGCUGGAAAAAAAUCAUGCUCAGUGGUUCGAUUUUUUCCAAAUUAUUAUGCCAUGAAGAAUUACACCAGUUUUAAUAAUAAUUUGGUACUGGACCAUGAACACGAGUGCCCACUUGCACCAAUGCACACGCGAGUUCAUUAUUGACUGACUUUUGAGUAUAAUUACUCCGAAAAUCCAACCCUUUUCUCAAGUCAACCGGACUGCAGGGGUCGUUUCCAUUGUUUCCCGUGUCGUCUCGUCCGUUAUUUGUUCCGUGGUGGUGAGAGUGACUUUGUGACGACGGACGGACGUGUACCGCAAAAAACUGAAGCGUUUUCUCCACGGCGAGGAUUUCGUGUCGUCGUCCCUCGUUAGAAAAAAGCGGAGAAAGGAAAGAUAAGCUCUGGAAUCAUGCAGCCGACAAAUUGCACCAUCAACCCGUCGUCCGACAACGACGAGGACAAUCAUCACCCUCCUCAUCACGACGUGAAAGUCAAGUUAUCCAACAAGAUGGAAGACGACACUAAUGCCACCGAGGAAAGAUUAAUAUGUGACAAGAAACCCAACGUCAAACCCAGUUUGGCCACCAGCACGCAAAGAAAUUCAAUUCUCGCCUUUUCCAUCGCAAAGAUAAUGGAACCCUGCAAGCCGAAGGGGAGCAGCAAUAAUAGCACUUUAGUCGGCAGUGGUGGUGGUCGAGUGAGUCGAAUUAUUGGUCAAAAACAGGGAGACAAUUUGUCCUCGUCUUCGCCCUCGUCUUCACCCGUGUCGGGGUUACAGCAGCUCCAAUCGAAUUCCAGAUUCUUUAACCUGGCCGCCCUCGCGACCAGUCAGCAUCAAAUUGGCAGUGACGAAAAACUGGACUCGUCCGCAUUUCGGAAAUAUGCUCCUCAAUCAAUUUCCGACGUGAGUAACUUUUGCGAGUACACGGAACGCAUGAUGAACUCUGACCUCUUCCGGCAAUACCCGUUCCUCUACUAUCCCGCUCAUUAUAGUAACAAUAGCAAUAACACGACGGUUCCUCCUCCUCCGCCACCCCCGCCGCCUCAUCCGGUCGUUCUUCCCCCUGCACACUUUUCCCCCGGGUUGUACGCGGCGUGUGUUGCGGCGGCGGCGAAGAAUAAUCACGUCAGCCCGAUCCUUUCACCGACGCCACGUUUGCAGCAACAUCUCGCCACGGGAAGGGGGUACUUUCACCAGAUUCUAAACCCACCCAGUCAUCCCAAUAAUCAUCAUCAUCACCACCACCACCAUAAUCACGGGAAAAGCGGUACUGGGGCGACUAGUAACAACACUCUCCUCCCCAACAAAACGAGUAACACUACCCGUCGCGGAAGUCUCCGUGGGUCAUCGUCCUCCUCCUCACCCGGGAAAGAAUCUGCCGGAAAGAAGGCCCGAAUUUCCCCCCCAACCUCAGAACAUAACAACAACGUCCUCCUUCUCCUCUCCUCCCCGACAAGCUCGAUCGACCUGACCUCACCAAAGUCCACCACCACGACGACGCCCCUCCUCCGAAGUCCACCCCCCUCCAAGGACUCCCCCAGCUCCGAGAUGGACUCCCUGUCAGGCUCGCCCCAUCCCCCGCAGACGCUCGACCCCUCCUCAAAAACCGGUAUCAACAAGUCCUUCACCUGUCUCCAGUGCGGCAAAGUGUUCAACGCCCACUACAACUUGACGCGACACAUGCCCGUCCACACGGGGGCGAGACCCUUCAUCUGCAAAGUUUGUGGGAAAGGGUUUCGCCAAGCGUCGACCCUUUGUCGCCACAAGAUUAUCCACACUUCCGAAAAACCGCACAAGUGUGGCACCUGUGGCAAAGCGUUCAACCGCUCGUCCACCCUGAACACGCACAUCCGCAUUCACGACGGCUACAAACCCUUCGUUUGCGAAUACUGCGGGAAAGGUUUCCACCAAAAGGGAAACUAUAAGAAUCACAAGUUGACCCACAGCGGGGAAAAGGCGUUCAAGUGUGUCAUCUGUAAUAAAGCGUUCCACCAAAUCUACAACUUGACCUUUCACAUGCACACGCACAACGACAAGAAGCCCUUCACCUGCAAAACGUGUGGGAAAGGGUUUUGUAGGAAUUUCGACUUGAAGAAGCACAUGAGAAAGUUGCACGAGUUGGGUGGGGGCGUCGGCGUUGGGAAUAAUAAUAUUUCGGCGGCGGGGCUAUUGAAUAAUAAUUACAAUCGGCACCACCUCCGUCACCUGAGACACCUGCGACAACACUCUCGACAUGAGAGGGACGAGAUGGUGGACAUUGAGAUGGGCGAGGAGGAGGAGGAGGAAGAGGAGGAAGAGGAAUGUUUGCUGCUUUCCCCACAACAAAAGUUGCAGCAUCUUGACGGGGGAGGAAGUCGGGUCAUCCCACCAGGUUCCAAGGUCGGUCAAGGUCAAGGAGGUCAACCGAUAAGUUUUGCGGGUGCGUCACCAGCUGGGUCGAGCACGACGUCGAAUGGGAGUAGUAGUAUUCCUCCCAGUUUGGGAGGAGGUCAUCAUCAUCAUCACCAGCAGCAGCAUGCUAGCGUUAGUCCGACCCUGUUCAAUCCAUAUUUUACAUUACAUCAUCACCAAAACCAUAUUGCGUCGCAUGGUUCAUUUCUUUCUAAGUUGCCACUUCUCCAAUAAAUAUGGAGCAGUUGCAUACAUGUGUAAAGGUAGGAUGACAUAAUCUAAAAAACGUUGGUGCAAUCUAAUUAAUUAGGUUUAAGUAUAUGAUGAUAACUUUAAGUAGGCAAGUUUAAAGUAAUCUGUCAUUCUUUUCAGGUAGUAGAAAUAACAAUAAAUACGGUAAAAUUACGGUAGUAUAAGUCUAUAGGUUAAUUAAGAAACAAUGGAGGUUACCCAGCAUAUGCUCUCCGAGUUUGAGCAAAUUAGGGUUAAUCGAUAACAAAUUUGAUUAGUAUGAAAUUUGCAAAAGACAAGAUCGCCCAAUGGCGAAGUUUGCCAGAGAUAUUUUCAUCCGAAAACGUGCAAUGAAUUGGAAAAUUUUAAGGUGCGGUUUCUCCUCUUCGGGUGCAAAUAUCGUCGCUAAACGAUACGAUCUUACCUUUUGCAAAUUUCAUAUUAAUCAAAUUUGUGAUCGAUUGACACUAAUUUGCUCAAAAUCGGAGAGUAGACGCUGGGAAACAUCCAUUGUCAGUAUUUCUAACAAGUAUAAAUUUUCAUGCUUUCUCUCCUGGAAAAUUUCCAAUCUUUUCUUUAUUACAAUUCCGGUGAACAACUUCAUCCAUUCGUUAGUAUUGAUAUGUAACCUUUUCGACAUAAAAAUGAAAUUCGACACGAACUUAUAAAUCUUUUUCUUUAUUCGUUUAUUUCUUGAAUGGUAAAAUUUAAUCUAUUUAGCUUUAUGCCGAAUAAAAUAAGCUAUCCACUACAUAAUGUUAAAUAUAACAACCAUGAAUACUAACACAUCACUCUAUAGCUAUACAUACAACUUGUACUUAAUGUUUAAGAUUUAAGACAGCGGAAGUACUUAAUUUUUAAUAAAAGUAUAAAAAAAGUCAUGCCUGGAUUGAAUUAUGAAAAGAAAUUAAA